Trypanosoma rangeli is the source of this 591-nucleotide messenger RNA. RefSeq lists its product as uncharacterized. Lineage: Eukaryota; Euglenozoa; Kinetoplastea; Trypanosomatida; Trypanosomatidae. The transcript has a single exon. The record is from RefSeq and is a predicted model, not a curated record. Bases 1 to 591 code for a protein of 196 amino acids.
AUGCUGCGCUGGCGGCUGGGGCGUGCUCCGGUCUUCUUGGCAACCGCGGCUUCGCACACCGCACUGCGCGAGAUGCACGGGAAGCCGACACAGUCGCACAAGGUUCGCACCCAACACAGCCGACGGUGGUGGACGCAGUCAAAGGCUCGCCACCUCACAGCGAUGCCGCACGACGAGUGCCGGUCGCGUCCACACUUCCCCGCCUAUAACGAAGACGUGGAUCGCCCCAUGUUGGUGCCGGCAGGGGUCACCUGCUUCAAUUGUGAGCAGCCCAUUGAUGAUGGCGAUGUCAACAGCUACGUUUGGGUGCCGGCCGGCAACGCUACUGUCCCAACCCCGCAAGGGUACUUUUUUCACUUCAAGUGCUUCAAGUGCUGGAAGUGCAAGUACCGCCUCAUCCACAACAAGUUUUACUCCAAGGACGGCAAGGCAUGGUGUGUUUCGUGCGCCUUAGGAAGAGACAUCCGUGUGCCCACGCGCCGGUGGCACACUUCCUACGUGAACACGCACCGCACAGGCUCUAGAAUGUCAGGACACUUUUUCCCACGACACAAACAUCAGAUGGCGUUUUUGCUCGACCCGAACGAGUAG